Brassica oleracea var. oleracea is the source of this 1423-nucleotide messenger RNA. RefSeq names its product protein FAF-like, chloroplastic. NCBI's taxonomy places the organism in Eukaryota, Viridiplantae, Streptophyta, Magnoliopsida, Brassicales, Brassicaceae. The record is from RefSeq and is a predicted model, not a curated record. The transcript has 2 exons. The coding region runs from base 176 to 1423 and encodes 415 amino acids.
CACUCCCCUCUCUUCAUGUCUCAUUCUCAACCAUCAAACCACAAAACAUCAUCUUCUUCUUCCUCUCUUAACACCACCACUUAACGCACUUGACCUUCACCCACACUUUGAUCUCUCUCAAAUCAUCAUCCAGAAAGCGAGGGAAUAGUGUUGAGAGAUUCUGAUUUAUUUUAAGAUGAUGGCUUGUGGGUUAAGCAAGAGCCUUGGCUUCUCUUCCUCGUUGAAGAAGCAGCAAGGCGUAGUGACCAUCCUUGGUGGCAGCAGCAUUUCAUCUGCACCUUCACUCAGGAGGACUUUCUCCGCUGACUUGUCCUCCAAGAACUGGCUCACGCAGAGCGGGACUCCUCCUAUGAAGAGGAUCUCUUCCUCUGAGAAGCUCCAUAACUUUGGUGCUGACUCAUUGAACUCCCAAGACGAAGAACAAGGAUCAAGAUCUGGGGUUGAUAUAUGGGCUCAGAUUCAAGAAGACAAGAACAAGAAGAAGGAGGAGAUCGAGCCGAGCCAAUCCGAUGUAUGGAGUUCGAUUUUAUCCGACAAGAAGAAGAAGACAGACACGGAGACGGUUCCUCCACCGUACGUUCAUCCUCUGGUGAAACGAGCCAGCUCCUUGAGCGAGAAAAGCCUCGAGAUUUGCACUGAGAGCCUCGGAUCCGAGACGGGUUGCGAAGGCUUCUCUUCUUAUGCAUCGUCGGAGACUGGAGAGGCUGAGGAGAAUCUUGUUCUUGAAGUUACAGUGACCAAAGAAGAAGAAGAAACAGAGUUUGUUGUUGAGGUUGAACAAGAACAAGUCACGGUUCCGAAUCAGACAAGCUGCAUGGAGCUGCCUCGAGGUUCGUUUCCUCCACCGAUUCGUUCUCUCUCGAGCCAGACAGGUUCUGCUCUGCACAUGAAAACUCGUCGUGACAAUGGACGAUUGGUUCUCGAGGCUGUCUCUAUGCCGUCGCACAACAACUUCUCCGCUAAGCGACAAGACGGGCGUCUCCUCCUCACUUUUGCAGAAAUUGACAACAAAGAAGACGAAACUGAUGAGGUUCAGUGGUUCGAUGAAGAAGAAGAAGUGGAGGAAGCACAAGACGAGUGGGCCUACAAGCCCAAUGGGCGUCUAUAUAAGGUGGCACAAAAGCCUAUUGGGCCUAUUACUGUUCAUAGGUUGGCUUGUAAGCCUAUUGGAGUACCGAAGAUAAACUCGAGAUGGCCCGCCACGGAUGAGUUCGAAACUCAAACCAAUAUGUCGACGCCGGUAGUCCACUCUCUGCCACCGAGGCCAAGGGUGGCUCAGCUGGCUCGGUCAAUGAAACCGCUGUCCACAGUGGACGACACCGUGGGAGCUGCUUGCUUCAACACAUGUGAUUACUCUUGGAAGCCCACUAACAAUGAAGUAUUGGGCGGAAACACAAAACCCCAAUUUCAAGCCCAAGACUAG